GUGACGCGUAGGUGCUGGCGGCCGGGGAGCGGCGGGGUGGGCGGCGCAGAGGCCCGGAGGAUGCUGAGCCUCCGCGCGGCCGGGCCCCGAGCACAGGAUGGCGAUCCGGGAGCUCAAAGUGUGUCUUCUCGGGGACACUGGCGUUGGGAAAUCAAGUAUUGUGUGUCGAUUUGUCCAGGAUCACUUUGACCACAACAUCAGUCCGACCAUUGGGGCAUCUUUCAUGACCAAAACUGUGCCUUGUGGAAAUGAACUCCAUAAAUUCCUCAUCUGGGACACCGCCGGGCAGGAACGGUUUCACUCACUGGCUCCGAUGUACUAUCGAGGAUCUGCCGCCGCCGUCAUAGUGUAUGAUAUCACCAAGCAGGAUUCAUUUCAUACCUUGAAGAAAUGGGUGAAAGAACUGAAAGAACAUGGCCCAGAAAAUAUUGUAAUGGCCAUUGCUGGGAACAAAUGCGAUCUCUCAGACAUUCGGGAGGUUCCCCUGAAGGAUGCUAAGGAAUAUGCCGAAUCCAUAGGUGCUGUUGUGGUCGAAACAAGUGCAAAAAAUGCCAUUAAUAUCGAAGAGCUCUUUCAAGGAAUCAGUCGCCAGAUCCCGCCCUUGGACCCCCAUGAAAAUGGAAACAAUGGCGCCAUCAGGCUGGGAAAGCCAAACUUGCCCACCAGCCGCCGUCGCUGCUGUUGACUUGAAGCCAAGCCGCUCCUGUGUCCUGUGCCCGAGGCCGGCUCCUCACCCAGAGAGAGGCAAGCCCGCGGCCCUGCAAUCUGGAAGACUUCCAGGAAGUGGGGCAGGAAAUGCCCCCAUAAAAAAGAAUUUUAGGAAACUAUGGAAAAUUCCAGCAAACUGCCACAAAGUGACCUUUAGCAUUUCAGAUGCACUUGCAAGGGCGCUGAAAUGAGCUAAACAGCAAAGUUGAGAUCUUUUGUUAAAAAUCUUUAAAUAUUUUUGAAUUUGUACAAAAGGUUUUCCUGGAUUUUGUAUGAUACUAACAUAGUGUUCCAUUCCGAUUUUCCGUGUUCCUUAGCCAAAUGUCAGUCACUUUUCCAGAGUCACUCCUCUGAUACCUAGCCAGCCUGCACCAAAAGGUUAAUUUAAUCCAGUUUCCCUUUCAGCAGGAAGUAACUGGACCAUCAUUGGAGCUGUUUGUUUCUGGUGAAACUUACGCUAUUGGCAUGCGAAAAGCUGUUGUUCACAGCUCCGACUCUUGAAGUUCUUUCUCUAGAUUGUGGUCACACACAAACAGAUCCAGUUUGACUCAAUGCUCUGUGUAAUUGGGAGGCCUCUAGGUGAGUAGUGAGAGAGGUAGGAUGUAAGUAUGUUCCAGAGUCACCUGGCAUGCACCCCCUCCACAGUGAUUAAGUUCUCCCCUCAAAGACGUUAUUUGCGCAGAGUAUUGUAUUCUUAAGUCAGAGUGUCACAUGCAAGCGAAAUUCUAACUGGAGGAGGUUUGCAUCUAAAUAGUGGAGCUAAUUUCUAAAGAUAGCAAUUAAUCAUUGGUCCCAGUUAAACCAACCAGAAGAAUACCAGCACCUUAACAUUUUAGACUCUCAAAACUACAAAAUUAAAAAAUAAAAUUUUUUUAGAAGAUACCAAGUUUGGGAAGGUAGAUAUUAGGACUAGUAAGAGGUCUAGUUCUAGAAUGUUGGACUACAAAUAGUCUAACAAAACCUUCCUGUCUCCUUACUUAACUAUUUUGAAUCCAAAGGAGAGAGAAAAGGCAAAGGAGAGAAAGGUGUUUCCACUCACAAUUCAAAUAUCAUAAUAAUGCCAACAUAUACAAAAGGCUGGAGUCAAGAAACAGGAGAUUUCCUUCCCAUUAGGCCUUAGAGAGGGUUCCUAACAAGAACUUGGAUCCCUUGGAGAGAAGAGGAUACUGCAGACGAAUGGCCUCCAAAGAGAUGGCUCCUGGGGCAUGAUAGCAGGGCCCACAGGACCCUCCAUGGCCAGAAGCAUUCCAGGGCCAGCAGUGCGACCAGAAUCACAAUACAAAUGCCAGGAAAGGGAGUGAGCUGAUUAAAGACCUGGCGCUUCAGAGUCCUGUCAGGUACACCUGUCUGACAGAUGGGGACCCCAAGCUCACCGUCCACCAAAGCCCACAGUCCUUGGCGAGACUGAAACCAGUUUCACACUCCUGCAUGUGGACUGCCGUCAAGGAAACAGCCAGGUGGAAGUCACAGGCUUAGGCUUUUUUCACUCAAGUCCAUAUGCUCCAUCUGGUACUCAUCCAAGUUCAGCCAGCUCCAGAGUCUGAUAAUAAUCUUAGAAUGUGAAGGCCAGAAACACAUAGUUGUAGUGUCUCUUUGCUCUCCCAGAUGGGUACCUCAAAAACUGUUAGGUGUAGGUAUUUGGGUAAUGUUGGAAGGGUCUUUCCAGGACUUUUAGUAUUUUCUCUACUUUGUCAACCUGACUGGCUAACAGAAUUCCGCUUGCGGGUCAAGCAAUCCUUACAUCUCUCUCCCUGUAGUUUAAAGAAUCAGAACUGAAGAUGAAAAUGACGCCUUUCCAAGUAACAGCCCUGGGCUUGUUUUGCAACCUUUCUCUAUUCUUGAGAGCCCAGGUCUUUCUCAACAAGGCACUUCUGGCUGAGGUGGUCCGUGUCCCAGCAGCUUCGGAACUCUGGCCCGGCUCCUUCCUGCGUGGCUGUGACCCAUCUGGCGGAUCUUAGCCCCCGUUCAUGAGCUGCCCCUGAAUGAACUCAUGGUUUUAUUCCAGAAGCACACGGGAUGCAAACCACUCUCUCUGUCCUUCCUUAACUACUCAAGCCAGUCACAUGACUAUGAACACUACUCGGAGCCACUGGCAAAGGGACACUAGAUGGCAUUCAUGCAUACAGGUGUCCAUGGAACAUGGAGUCUUUGCUGAAGAUGUGCUGGCACCUGGUCCACAAUGAAGCUGCUGCGUCUUUUCUUUUUGAAAAUCUUUCUUCACAUUGCCUUGAAAUGACAUUCUGGCUCUUCUGAGAAUUGAACCAUACACACCAGAUGUUACAGAAAGACUCCAAAGGACUGUUGCUCCAAAAUGUCAAGUAGUUUCUUGUGGAGUGGCACUCUUCGCAUCACUAUCCAAGACUUGCUCCUUUUCCCUGUUUCCUCACCUUCCCUGUGCACUACACAAGUGUACAUGUGUAAAUGGUUUCCUGUUUGUUAGGCAGACAUAUCAUUGAUUCCACUCAGAGACUGCCAUGUGACUACGGUGUGUCACUUCGGCAGGGGCUCCCAGGGGGAUUAUUUCCCAGCAGGCAGUGGAAUCAUGCAGAAGAUAUUUGAGGGUACAUCAUUGACCUGCCAUUUUAUAGCUGAAAAUGGUACACCAGGGUGCUGGGAUGCAGACUACAAAGGUUGAAGACCUAAACAAACUUCUAGACACCACGAGGGCUGUGUCCCCCCCAGAGAACUGAAUUUUUCUAAGACGGAUUUGGCUGACUGAAAUAUUGUCUAUCAGAUCAAGGGCCGGAAUGGAGUGGCUCUCGGAAGCCCCACACCUCGCUGCACUGGAAUGUGUUUAGCGAAACUGGUCGAGUCGGCUUAGCAACGGAACGGCCCUCUGGUGCUCUAGUUCUGGGCUUUAGCUGUCGUUAUGGAGACCAAUGUUGAUCCUAUGUCAGUGCUCUGUUGUGGAGACUGUUUCCAUUUCCUGUGUUUUCCUAAAGAGCUUUUGUCUGGGCUGGACCCAGGUUUUGUAUAUAGAAGACCCUGCCGUACGUAGGACCUUUCCCUUAUAGACUCUGUACUCAAGCAUUGCCCUCAACAAUGCCCAAUGGUAUCUGUUAUUUGGGUUUUAAUACACUGAUUCAUACUAAUAAAUAUUUUUAAGUUUUA
Molecule: messenger RNA, 3819 nt
Organism: Sorex araneus (European shrew)
Lineage: Eukaryota; Metazoa; Chordata; Mammalia; Eulipotyphla; Soricidae
Gene: RAB31
Product: RAB31, member RAS oncogene family
Exons: 7
Coding region: 98-685 (195 amino acids)
Molecular function (GO): GTPase activity; GTP binding
Source: RefSeq, a predicted model, not a curated record